This is a messenger RNA of Pichia membranifaciens NRRL Y-2026, 925 nucleotides long. RefSeq lists its product as hypothetical. Gene Ontology annotation, molecular function: protein-lysine N-methyltransferase activity. The record is from RefSeq and is a predicted model, not a curated record. Lineage: Eukaryota; Fungi; Ascomycota; Pichiomycetes; Pichiales; Pichiaceae. The coding region runs from base 78 to 779 and encodes 233 amino acids. The transcript has 2 exons.
UCUUCCAUCUUUAAAGAAACUUCUGAUGAAAUGGAUCUUGCAAUCGUAACAGAGGUUAAUAAAUUAUUUUAUCAAUAAUGGAUUUUGAUGACGACAUCCCAACAUUAUCAGCAGAUACUCUAGCUGCAUUACAAGCCUUCAAAAGUGAAGAGCAAGAAAGAAAUGAAAAAUUUAUGAAAAUGUACCAACAAGCAGAAGAUGAUUUCGAUAACCGUGAAAAGUUAACAAUUGACGACUUCAAGGAAGAUUGGCAACUAUCACAGUUUUGGUACAGCGACUCUACAGCAAACACCUUGCUAGACGCACUCUUAGAAGGUGCCACAGAAGAAACAGUUAUUUGUAUCGCCAGCGCACCUUCUGUUUAUGCAAUAAUAAACAAAAGGGAUCCUUCCACGCUACCGACAAAAAAUAUUUACUUAUUUGAAUUUGAUAAGAGAUUUGAACUACUGUCAGGCAAAGAGCACUUUGGAUUUUAUGAUUACAAUGACCCAAACAAAUUUCGUGAGGAUUUGAGGGGAAAGGUCGAUAGAUUAUUAAUUGACCCACCAUUUCUUGAAGCUGAAUGUCAGAAAAACUCAUCAGAAACAGCCAAAUUAUUAGUCAAGGAUGUAAAGACUUCAAAGUUGAUAACCUGUACAGGGGAAAGAAUGACAGAGAAUGUGUUGAAGAACUAUCCCGGUGUUCGAGUCACAGAUUUCUUUCCUGAACAUAAGAAUGGAUUAAGUAACGAGUUUAGAUGCUAUGCCAAUUUCGACUGCCAACAGUGGAAAAUGGUGUGAUUAUCCCUAAUAUUUUCACGAAAGCUAGCUUGCCAUUCUAUGUAACUGCUGUGUAGUAGCCGAGUAAGUUUCCUCUACCUAAUUACCCGAUAUCAAGCCUUCAUGAAGUAGCACAAUUUUGUAGAGAGCGGAACGAGCAACCGGUC